Molecule: messenger RNA, 3135 nt
Organism: Elephantulus edwardii (Cape elephant shrew)
Lineage: Eukaryota; Metazoa; Chordata; Mammalia; Macroscelidea; Macroscelididae
Gene: MRTFA
Product: megakaryoblastic leukemia (translocation) 1
Exons: 14
Biological process (GO): smooth muscle cell differentiation
Source: RefSeq, a predicted model, not a curated record
AUGUCAAUUGGUAUUUCAUCAAAGGUUGCCAUCACGAAAGCCAAAGUGGAUUUCUCCAGUGUGGUGUGCCUGCCCCCUUCCGUCAUUGCUGUGAAUGGGCUGGACGGAGGAGGGGCUGGCGAAAAUGAUGAUGAACCAGUGUUGGUGUCCCUGUCUGCAGCACCCAGCCCUCAGAGCGAAGCUGUUGCCAAUGAACUGCAGGAGCUCUCCCUGCAGCCCGAGCUAACCCUUGGCCUCCACCCGGGAAGGAAUCCCAAUUUGCCUCCACUUAGUGAGCGAAAGAAUGUGCUGCAGUUGAAGCUCCAGCAGCGCCGGACCCGGGAGGAGUUGGUGAGCCAAGGGAUCAUGCCACCUUUGAAAAGUCCAGCUGCAUUUCAUGAGCAGAGACGGAGCUUGGAGCGGGCCAGGACAGAGGACUAUCUGAAGCGGAAGAUUCGUUCCCGGCCAGAGAGAUCGGAGCUGGUCAGGAUGCACAUUUUGGAAGAGACCUCGGCUGAGCCUUCACUCCAGGCCAAACAGCUGAAGCUGAAGCGGGCCAGGCUGGCCGAUGACCUCAAUGAGAAGAUCGCACAGAGACCCGGCCCAAUGGAGCUGGUGGAGAAGAACAUCCUGCCCGUGGAGACCAGCCUGAAGGAGGCCAUUAUUGUGGGCCAGGUGAACUACCCGAAGGUGGCAGACAGCUCUUCCUUUGACGAAGACAGCAGCGAUGCCUUAUCCCCGGAGCAGCCUGCCAGCCAUGAGUCCCAGGGCUCCGUGCCAUCCCCCCUGGAAGCCCGAGUCAGCGAGCCACUGCCCAGUGCCACCUCUGUGUCCCCACCUCAGGCUGUGUCUCAGCUGCCGAUGGGCCCUGAUUCUGGAGAAACCCUUUUCCUAGCAGAGCAGCCCCCUCCACCGCCCCCUCCUCACCUGGCUCCGAGCCUCACCAAUGGAACUGUCCCCACCGCCAAGCCCAUGCCGGCACUCAUCAAGCAAAGCCAAUCCAAAUCUGCUGGUGAGAAGUCACAGCGCAGCAAGAAGGCCAAGGAACUGAAGCCCAAAGUCAAGAAGCUCAAGUACCACCAGUACAUCCCCCCAGACCAAAAGCAGGACAAGGGCCCCCCGCCCAUGGAUUCCUCCUACGCCCGGAUUCUGCAGCAACAGCAGCUCUUCCUGCAGCUGCAGAUCCUCAACCAGCAGCAGCAGCAGCACUACAACUACCAGACCAUCCUGCCAGCCCCACCCAAGCCGACAGGGGAGACCCUGGGGUGCAGUGCAGCUCCUCCGGGACGCAGCCUUUCCACCAGCAGCAAUAGCUCCAGUGCAGGGGCCCCGGGGCCUGCAGGGCUGGCGCGCCAGAACAGCAUCUCACUGACGAGCAAGCCCGGCGCCCUGCCUGCCAACCUGGACGAGAUGAAGGUGGCAGAGCUGAAGCAGGAGCUGAAGUUGCGCUCACUGCCCGUCUCAGGCACCAAGACCGACCUGAUAGAGCGCUUGCGGGCCUACCACGACCAAGCCAGCUCCGCCCCGGGAGCCCCCAAGGCCCCCACCAGCACCGCCUCCAUCCUGCCCAAGGCCGGGGAGGUGGUGGUGGCCUUCCCGGCGGCUCGGCUGAGCACGGGGCCAGCCUUGGUGGCAGCAGGCCUAGCCCCUACCGAGGUGGUGGUGGCUACGGUGACCAGCAAUGGAGUGGUGAAGUUUGGCAGCACGGGCUCCACACCCCCUGUGUCUCCCACUCCCUCAGAGCGCUCCCUGCUUAGCACGGGUGAUGAGAAUUCCACACCCGGGGACACCUUUGGUGAGAUGGUGACAUCGCCGCUGACGCAGCUCACACUGCAGGCCUCGCCCCUGCAGAUCCUGGUGAAGGAGGAGGGCCCGCGGACUGGCACCUGCUGUCUGAGCCCGGGGGUGCGGACGGAGCCCGAGGGACUGGACAAGGACCAGAUGCUGCAGGAGAAGGACAAGCAGAUCGAGGAGCUGACACGCAUGCUCCGGCAGAAGCAGCAGUUGGUGGAGCGGCUGCGUCUGCAGCUGGAGCAGGAGAAGCGGGCCCAGCAGCCUGGUCUGAGCCCUGCCACCCUCGCCACUGCCACCACCACUGCCACUGUGAAGCAGGAGAGCAGCUUCACCAGCUGCCAGCUGAGCCAGCCAUCCCUGCGCCCCACACACCCAUGCAGCCCCGGCUUGGCAGAGCCCGCUGUCAGCCCGGCAGAUGCUGGUACCCUCGCCCUUGUGCCCCAGGCUGUGGUGGUAAAACAGGAAGCCGGGCUGCCCGAGCCCAUACCAGUGCCUGUGCCCCAGCUACUCCUGAGCCCAAGGAGCUCCAGCCUCCUCAAGGGGGUCACACCGCCCACCCUUGUCACCGACUCCACUGGGACCCACCUUGUGCUCACCAUGACCAAUUCCAGCACAGGCAGUCCUGGGGCCCUGCCCAGUGCGAGCCCCCCACAGCCUUUGUCUCAGCCUGGCUCUCCAGCCCCUGGCCCACCAGCCCAGAUGGACUUGGAGCCCCCACCACAGCCCCUCUUAGGGCCCCCAAUUUCUCUACUGAAGAAAGAGCCACCUGGCUAUGAUGAGGCCGUGAACCAGCAGCCCAAACAGCAGGAAAACAGCUCCUCGAGCCAGCAGAUGGAUGACCUGUUUGACAUUCUUAUUCAAAGUGGAGAAAUCCCCGCGGAUUUCAAGGAGCCGGGAAAGGAGAAGCCCCCCUCGCCCGCCGCCUCCAUGCUGGCUGCACAGCCCUCGCCCAGCGCUGAGCCCCCGCAGGCCGCCCCCGCGCCGUCCAGCUCGCCCGCCCUCCCCGGGCGCCUGGAGGACUUCCUGGAGAGCAGCACGGGGCUGCCACUGCUCACGGGUGGGCAUGAAGGCCCGGAGCCCCUCUCGCUCAUCGACGACCUCCACAGCCAGAUGCUCAGCAGCUCCGCCAUCCUGGACCACCCCCCUUCCCCCAUGGACACCUCAGAACUGCACUUUUCACCCGAGCCUAGCGGCCCUGUGGACCUGGCUGACGGGCACCUGGACAGCAUGGACUGGCUGGAGCUGUCGUCGGGCGGCCCCGUGCUCAGCCUGGCCCCCCUCGGCACCUCAGCCCCGAGCCUCUUCUCCACGGACUUCCUCGACGGCCAUGACCUGCAGCUCCACUGGGACUCCUGCUUGUAG